Messenger RNA from Mya arenaria, 1815 nucleotides. RefSeq lists its product as uncharacterized. The record is from RefSeq and is a predicted model, not a curated record. Lineage: Eukaryota; Metazoa; Mollusca; Bivalvia; Myida; Myidae. Gene Ontology annotation, molecular function: NAD+-protein-arginine ADP-ribosyltransferase activity. Bases 14 to 814 code for a protein of 266 amino acids. The transcript is spliced from 2 exons.
UCGAAUAUUGACCAUGAUGGUGAAUGUCUUGUUUCAAGUUUUCGGGAUUCUCCUUUGCACUUCUUGCUUAGUGGAAGGGGUUUCUUACGCUGAUGAAGUAAGGAAUCUUUUUGAGAGACAUUUCACCAACAAAGAUAAUGAAUGUUGGAGCACCACAGGGGCAGAUGAAAAUACGAAUGACAAGGGUAUGGCAAUUGCUCUUGUCAACGUGUACACACAAAACUGUAUCAACUACAAUAAUAACCCCGACAACAGGCAAUUCUAUUGGCAACUGAAUGCAAAACUUCGAGAUCAAACAAAUGAACAAAUUUGGCGGGACACAGAAAAAUUGCUCAAUAAAGCGUUGGAAAUGUUAGGCGCCAAAACAUGGGAUCUUGUUUUCAGGGCGUCUCAUUGUACCGAUAUAAAAAAGGGAUACAUCUUAAAAAAUUAUGACUUUUGGAGUACAUCACUGAAUGCAAGCGCGUCGGCAAAUUUCCUGGAUGAAAACAAAAUAUUUUUCAAAAUUGUUACUUCUCCAGGAGGCACAGAAAUAAGCGAGUAUUCCAACUUCACUGAUGAGAAAGAAGUUUUACUGCAAUCGAAUAGUGAAUUAUAUGUUCAAGAAUAUAUUACGGAUGAGCAGGGAAUAGAUGCCAAGAAAAAAAAAGUAGGACUACCAAAGUCCAAAAAAAUGAAGGCGUUUGCAGUCGUGACAGGCAACAUUCCAGCAAGAGCUUCCAGGUCGGGUCUCAGGUCAGGCUUUUGUGGUAUUGUGCGUGGCUCGACCGCUGAUGCUUCACCAUCGAAAUCAGGCUGUUGCACCAUCCUUUAGACUGGAUUGGUAAAUGAAAACAAAGAAACUGUGUAAAUACAAAAUAUUACUUUAACAAUUUACCAUUUUAGAAAUGACCUAUGUUAAAUGUGUGGUACAAAACUGAACAAAAAACAUAUAUUCAUGCUUGUGUAUAUUUAUCAAGUUAUCAUAAUGCUUUUAAAAGCUUUGAAUGUCUUUAAAUUGUUGAUAUUUUAUAUACUGCUUGUUGUUUACUUAAUUGUUUUCAAGUUUACGCUGGCCCUGAUGUGGCUUUUAUUUCCAAUUGUAUUGAUAAAUGUUGGGAUAAGUGUGAGGUAAUGAUCAUAUCAACUAGUUUAAGGCCAAGUAGACUCGAGUUUAAGUGAAAUCGAGUUUCACAAGUCACAAGUAAAGUAAAGCUAUGUUGAUGCAUGUGUGGUCUGUUUGUGGUGCUUGUACGUGUGGAUGUGGUGUCUGUAAGUUUGCGUACCUAGUAAUAUUUGAAUUCCUGACUACUGGGCGUGUCCCUAUAAUUUUCGUAGUAUUACUUUCUUUUUUUUUUCGAAGUGACACUGAACGAGAAACACUAAACGAAGAAACGCUGCAAACCGAUUGCACAUGCGUCCGAAUAGUUUUAUCAAUAAAUGAAGGGAUUUCCGUCUAAUAGACGAAUUCGCUCGAACGAGUUCACUUAAAUAAGUAUUCAGAUAGAACUUGGAUGCCAUGCAUUUAUGCUUUCAUUCGCAAACAAGUUUCGUACAUACAAAUGUAAAUAACACGACAAAGCUGUUAUUAAAUCAGACAACACGUAUUUUGCACGGUCUAUUUCAAACGUUACGUAUUGUAUACAGUGAAGAUUGUUUUGUAAAAUGUGAAAUAUACUAAAGGCAUAAUGAAAGUUUAUUUCUUUACAAAAUGCAUUUGUUUCUCAAUCAAAUGAAAUAAUUAUAAUAUUUUCAGCUGUGUAAGUAAUGUAUUUAUUUAUCAUAGUGCUAUGCAUAAUUGCUUGUAUUGAUUGUAAUAAAAAGUUUUACUCGGUU